This is a messenger RNA of Elaeis guineensis (African oil palm), 2073 nucleotides long. Lineage: Eukaryota; Viridiplantae; Streptophyta; Magnoliopsida; Arecales; Arecaceae. The record is from RefSeq and is a predicted model, not a curated record.
CCCUCAACGUCUCUCCUUAUCACCAACAAGCCUAUUCCUGCGAGUCUCUGUACCUCGGAUUGUAGAAGAACACGGAGCUCCGUUCCAGACCGCUUUCUCUCGGGGGUUCUUCACAAACUCUACAACCCUGUUCUUAUUUCUCUUCUCCGAUUCUCCAAUUCUUGAAUUUUCUCGAGGCUUUUGAUAUGUUCCGAUAGGUAGAUAUUAAAAUUGAAUAGUAUUUAAUCAACAAGUGAGAAUUCAAGGAAAGGGAAGAUGACGUCUUUUUCAAAUGCAUUUCUGUUUCAAGAUGGAUUCACGGGGGGUUUAGCAGCAGCAAGUGGUGCGCUUGCUGGGAAAUCUCGUUCUCAAAAGUUCCAGACACCAUUUGUAGGUAUAUUUCCUUCAGGCAAACUGCAAAAUCCUACUGAUAGAUACUCUCAAAGGAAGGCCGGACUAUUACCUUCUAUAAGGUGUGCAAGGAAGGAUGGGAAAUUUGAUCCAUCUUCCAUCGAACCACCGCCAUACCAUAGUUACUUUGAUUCCACAUCCGGGCAGCUUGAGCCAGCAUCUGGCGCCCGGGCAAGUAUACCUGGGAGGGAGUACUGGCCUGAAGGAACUGCUAGCCGGGUGAGGGCAGCCAGGGCUCCUGAACCACUUGGCAAGUCAAAAGGGAAGCCUUCAUAUGGAAACAGUCCUGGAAGCAGGAGGAAAAAGUACAAGGGGCAGGCUGCUGCUUCUGAAAUUUCAGAAAUGAGUAGUGUUGUGACUCACCCACCACCUGUGCUUGAGUCUUUGGAUGAUGUUUCUGAUGAACCUAAAGACCCAUCUGAGGAAUAUGUUGUUUAUCAGACAGAACGGGAGAAAAAGAAUUUCAGUCCUUAUGAGUUGGAUAAAGAAAUGGGGCGACCGCAUGCCUUUGUUGAUCCAGCUUCGAGUAAGCCCAUAGAAGAGCCUCAGACAAGUGAAGAUUUGUGGUGGAAUUGGAGAAAGCCUGAUGAGGAGCAAUGGUCAAGGUGGCAAAGAAGGCGUCCAGAUGUUGACACGGUGUUUGCAAAGGCAAUGGCAGAGACUGGGCAAAUAAAGCUUUAUGGAGACUAUCCUACAAGAACUGAAGCAGCUCUUGCAAGGGCAAGAAGACAUGUAUUCAAGGAGGAAAGUAUGGGGUGGUGAUCCUGUUUACCCAACUGUGAAUUAUGUUCAAGACCCUGAUGAGGUCAUCGACUAUAGAGGUCCAGAAUUCCAUGAGCCGACACCCAACAUGUUGGCCUAUCUUAAGGAGCAAGGAAAAAUCAUACCAAGGGAGGAGCUUGAGAAAAUCUUGGCCAAAGAGAAGACUCAAGAACUUGAGAUUACAGAUAUCGAUGAAGCUAUGGCAAGUGCGGUUGACAUAGGAGAGGAUGAUGACGAGGAAGAUAGUGAGGAUGAAGAAGAGGAGGAGAAAAUUAACCGCAACUGGAGCGUUUUGAAAACUACUACUCGGCUUCACAAGUCAAAGGAAAAACCAAAAAAGAAAGGUGCAAUGACACUAGAAGAGGCUAUAGAUGAUUCAGAGAACUUGACUGAUUUCCUUAUGGACUUUGAUGAAGAACAAUGAUGUUUGUACUUUGCUGCCAACAGUCUGUGACUGAUUUUAAUCAUGAAGAGCACCAGGAAGAAAGAGUUAUGGUAAAUCUGAUCACUGGAUUGCAGUUUUUGACAAAAAUAAGUUGAUCAACUGUUGAUGCCAACAGUAUGAGCAUGUUGCAGUUCUCGUGGUAUAAAUGCUAUGCAAGAGCUUUCUACAUGUUUCUUGAGUCAAAUGAGAGGGCACAACUGUGGAAUUUGUUGCUGCUGCAUAUACAACAGGAGCUUCUGUGGAUUCUUUAUGGUCUCACAAUGGAAAUCUUACACCUUGCUUGUCGUUGUUAAUGAAAUAUUACAGGAUUCCUGGUUCCUUGAAAAGGUUAUAGACUAGGUGGCUGGAGCAUUGAUGAGUAUCCCAGUCUUAACUGUCCAAGCCACUGCUAUUGUUCCAAUCUCUCUGAUGAACUCUAGACAAGUUGUCUCUGCAUAAUUGAAGUAUUCUAAUUAUUUGUAGGUUUUUUGGUGAAC